Molecule: messenger RNA, 1502 nt
Organism: Plodia interpunctella (Indianmeal moth)
Lineage: Eukaryota; Metazoa; Arthropoda; Insecta; Lepidoptera; Pyralidae
Product: homologous recombination OB-fold protein-like
Exons: 5
Coding region: 244-1272 (342 amino acids)
Biological process (GO): recombinational repair
Source: RefSeq, a predicted model, not a curated record
UCUGUCACUGUCAAACCUAGUAGGCACCUGACCUACUUGAUUGUAGGUUUAUAAUUGUAAAUAAAUUUUAUUGCUGAACCUACGCUCCAAACUCUAGUUUACUCCUCUUUUUAUUUUUAUAAUUGAAACCAUUAUCUAGGAAAUAUAUAUAUUGUAUAGAUCUUCGUAAUUCUCUUAAUUGAUGCAAAGACCCCGUCCUAUUUAUUAUUUUGUCUUCCAUUUUGCAUUGUAAAGCUUGAAGAAAUGUUUGAAUCUGACGAUUAUGAUCAGAUUUUGUCCCAGUUAGACUUUCCUAAUUUGCCUAGACAGAGUGAAUCGAAGAAACCUGAACAAGUAAAUUCUGUUUUAAUAGAAAAGUCUCAAACUCAAAAUGUAAAAGAGAAAAAUGACCAUGAAACAAAUUCAAGUAACACUACGGAUUCACAAACUGUAUUUAUAAACAAUUUAAAUCCACAACCAAGGAAUAAUUCACCAUCCAUACCACAUUCAAAAAAUUGUGAAUCAAAGAAAGAAGUGUCUCCAAAGCAUUCAAAACGUAAAAUAAUUGAUUCACAUUUUGAUUACAAUACCAAGAGGAAGUUUCCAGGACCGGCAGGCCUUCUCACAGGCAGCCUCCAAGAAAGUAAAGAUGAGUCUAUCUGUCAACUAGAACUUUUUUCUCAGGACAUAGAAUUUUCACAAAACAGCUUGAAACGGGGACUGUUUGAUUUGCCAAUGUGGAUUAAGCUCCAGCAAGACAUUGUUCAAUGGAACCUUAGUGAAGUAGAUACAAUUAAAAGCAUAAAACAGAAAGCACUUGCUGGAAACCUCCGCAGAAGAAAAGCACAGACAGUCACAGCAUUUGUAGAAACAAUAGAUAGAUCGGCAACAGAUCCUCUUAUUGUGUUGAGAGACACUACAGGUAAUAUCAAAUGUACACUUCACAGAGAUGCAUGGUGUCUAUUUUCCUCCUACCUCAUAGCAGAGCAAUGUGCCUUAGUUUUAUGGAAACCAACAAUUCUCACAACAGGCAGUGCCUUCAAAAAACAUUAUUUAAACAUUACUCUAAGUAAUAUUUAUGCUAUCUUCAGCUCUACAACAUCACUAGAUGAUUCAGAAAGAAAUGUACCUGAACAAUAUGCAAUAGACAGUGGAAAUGAUUUUAUGAUUAUAAGAAUAAGGGAAAGUCCAAAAGAUUUAAGUAUAAAUAUAGCAAACAACAGUGACACACUAAAUAAUGAACAAAAUUUAUUAGAUGACUUAGAAAAUAUAUUUUCUGAUGAUAUAUUUUGAUGAAUCACAUUAUCCACAUUUUUGUUUAUUGCAAUUUAAAAACAAUUUGAUAUAAUAGUCAGUUAUUUUGUUCUGAAUUUUGAUCCAGUCAUGAUUGUAUAAUUUGACCUUUAAGUACCAUGUGUACAUUAAUUAAAAUAGCCUAAAUUUUAAUUAGUCUGUGAUUUAUGUAAUAGUGUUGCCUAUGAUGAUAUAUAUUCUAAGAGUAAAAUAAAAGAUAUUUAAAUAUU